AUGGUGAAAUUGUGUACUCGGGCUGAAGCCCUUUUCAUUCCCAAGGCCCCACACUCGCAGAGCCCGCUGUCAAAACGGCGAGUUUUUCGCCAGGUCUUCGGUUUUCCUACGGGCUGCGGGGAAUCUUCGCUGGCCGAAGAGCUGGUAAUGUCGUGCGAGUCCGGACAGCUGGGGAAAGGGCUUUUGGUGGUGAAACUGCGGCCACCAUACGCCUCAACGCAUGCAGGGCUGAACCUUGGGAUAGCAGUGUGUCUCUGUGUGUGUGACUGCUUCCUCCUCCUCCGCCUCGUUCUUCUUCCUAUUCUUUUUUGCCUCCACACACACCCGCGCACGCACGUUGCGCUUCUCGCCCUCCUGCGUCGGUGGGGCGGGGGCGCGCUACGUGGGCAGUUGCUGCGCCUCUUCGUCUUUGACUUUCUUGACAGUUUCUCUUUGUCGCUAGUCUCUUUCCCACACACUUGA
Trypanosoma rangeli is the source of this 462-nucleotide messenger RNA. RefSeq lists its product as uncharacterized. Lineage: Eukaryota; Euglenozoa; Kinetoplastea; Trypanosomatida; Trypanosomatidae. The coding region runs from base 1 to 462 and encodes 153 amino acids. The transcript has a single exon. The record is from RefSeq and is a predicted model, not a curated record.